Messenger RNA from Rhodofomes roseus, 1388 nucleotides. RefSeq lists its product as uncharacterized. Gene Ontology annotation, molecular function: RNA binding; structural constituent of ribosome. The coding region runs from base 68 to 1027 and encodes 319 amino acids. Gene Ontology annotation, biological process: translation. The transcript has a single exon. Gene Ontology annotation, cellular component: ribosome. Lineage: Eukaryota; Fungi; Basidiomycota; Agaricomycetes; Polyporales; Fomitopsidaceae. The record is from RefSeq and is a predicted model, not a curated record.
GCCCUUUCCGUCCUCGCCCACGACCACCGCACUGUGCUCAUACGGGUGCUCGACACCGUCGAGCCCGAUGAACGCCGCCAAAAAUGCUCUACGGGCCGCGUCAACGAGCCGCAUGGCCAUGAAGUUCGCCGUGCGGGCACGCACGUCGACGCCAGCCGUCCGCCGCUACGCUACCGACACCUCGUCGGGCUUCGCCAGCUCGCCCACAGACAAUGACGCCGAGGGCGAGACCGACGGCAUCCCAGACCGCGUGCAUCCCGAUGUCCCCAACCUCAUGGACCCCGACGUCCGAAUGGACCUCGUAGAGAGCCACACCUUCGCGCCUAGCCGUCGCACGAAGUUCCGCAAUACGGUCACCAUCCGUAACGACGAACAAAAUAUGUUCGAGCUCCUCCGCAAGGAGCUCGGCACCGAAUCCGCAGCCAGGGCGGAAUACACUAGCGUUUACAACGAGGUGCCGAUGAAUCAUGCAAUACGGAAUGGGAAGUUGUACAUGUUCCCGGUCAACGUACUCAUGGCCAUACAGCAGACGGGGAAGGGCAAGAUAGCCAGCCAACGGAUCGUCAUGGUGGCAGGCAACCAGAAUGGCUUUGUGGGCGUUGGCAUAGGGAAGUCGGGUGUAUUCCUAGAGGCCUUGCACAAAUCGGUGCGGAACGCGGUGCGGAACAUGGACUACAUCCAACGGUUCGAGGACCGUACCAUCUGGACGGAGAUGGAGCACAAGUUCGGCUCGACUCGCGUCAUCAUGCGCCCCCGCCCCGUCGGCUUCGGCCUGCACUGUAAUCCCAACGUCUACCACAUCCUCAAGGCGGCGGGGAUAAAGGACAUCAGCGUGAAGGUGUGGGGGAGCCGGAACCCGCUACAGGUCGUCAACACGGUCAUGCAGAUGCUGAUGCCGGGACGCGACCCCGUGGGGAUGGGCGAUGGGAUUGGAGGUCCGGGGAAGAGGACGUCGAAGCCGAUGGGGAUGCGGACGAAGGACGAGAUAGAGCUCGCACGGGGGAGAAAGUUGGUUCCACUGCGGUGAUUGUACGUCGCGACACCUAUAGCUGCUUAAUUGGGUCUUUUCCACAACAUGUCGGUGAGAGAGCCGCAGUAUGUUGUGACAGCUUAGUUGCUCGCUGGGCACUCUUCGUUCUCUUUUUUGCGAAGCAACGUAGAUUGCAGCGCAGCCGCGCCUGGCGCUAUUGCAGCACGGACAUCUGAUUGUACGAGAUUCGCAGUACCAAUCGCUCACCGCUUCAUUGCGGACUAUUUAAGUUAGCUUGAGUCCUGGAUCUGUCUGUGUAGUCGUUGAGUCUAUUCGCAGCGAGAGGAGCAUGCGUGCCUCGUUUGACCCGGCUCCGCUCACUGUAUGCAAAUAUUCACUAUGAUAUGUUCGUCGUCAC